Molecule: messenger RNA, 1392 nt
Organism: Durotheca rogersii
Lineage: Eukaryota; Fungi; Ascomycota; Sordariomycetes; Xylariales; Xylariaceae
Product: electron transfer flavoprotein, alpha subunit
Exons: 2
Coding region: 294-1346 (350 amino acids)
Cellular component (GO): mitochondrion
Molecular function (GO): flavin adenine dinucleotide binding; electron transfer activity
Source: RefSeq, a predicted model, not a curated record
GCCUAAGGUGCCUCCUAAUCAAAUACCUCGUAGGUGCCUAACAUACCUCCUACAGCUAGGUACCUACCUGUAAUUCAGAGUAUACGAUACCUGGGCACUUCCUACCGAUAGGGGUUUCGCUGCCGAACCCCCCCGCCAGUAGGCCGAGGGCAGCCGAAUUCCUACUCUCUCCCUACAUCUUCCAUUUCUUUCCUUGGACCCGAACUCGGACUUACACUUGGACAUCGUCCCUGUCGAAAGGCUCGGCUCUGCUUCAUGCGCUUGACGCCAGGAUCGCCGUACUCUACAGCGCCAUGUUCUCUACCGCCAGACGGACCGCCCUGAGCAGCACUGGCAAGUUGCCACGCUCUGCCCCGGUGUUCUCGACCCCCUACAGUCCUGCGGCUUUUCGACGGUUGCUCUCGUCGCUGGCGGUGCUGGAACAGCGCGAUGGGAAGCUCAACCUCGGCUCCCUAAGCGCCGUCACGGCCGCGAAGAAGCUCGGCGGCUCCGUGCAUGCAUUCGUGGCCGGAGGCAGUAUAAAGCCCGUGGCGGAGGAGGCAGCCAAGGCCGAGGGUGUCGAGAAGAUAAUCGCGGUAGAAAACGCCGCUUACGAGAAGGGACUGCCGGAAAACUUUGCGCCCUUGCUGGUCGAGAACAUUAAGAAGGGUGGCUACACACAUGUCAUCGCGGGGCACACCGCAUUCGGCAAGAGUAUAUUGCCGCGCGUCGCCGCACUACUCGACUCCCAGCAGAUCUCGGACAUCACUGCGAUCGAGAACGAGAACACCUUUGUGCGCCCGAUAUACGCCGGCAACGCCAUCGCUACCGUCGAGUCCUCCGAUGCGAUUAAGAUCAUCACCAUCCGCGGUACCGCGUUCCCGGCCGCCGAGGCGCAAGGCGGCUCCGCAGCGAUCGAAGACGGUGUCGACCCCAAGGUGGACGCCACCUCGGAGUGGGUCUCGGAGGAGCUGGCCAAGUCGGAUAGGCCCGACCUAGCCACCGCCGGCAGGGUCGUCUCCGGGGGCAGAGGCCUCAAGUCGAAGGAAGAGUUCGACCAAAUCAUGUUUCCGCUCGCCGACGCCCUAGGCGCAGCUGUCGGAGCUUCUCGUGCGGCCGUGGACAGCGGCUAUGCCGACAACAGCCUGCAGGUGGGACAGACUGGCAAGGUCGUUGCCCCCCAGCUGUACAUGGCCGUUGGUAUCUCGGGCGCGAUCCAGCAUCUGGCCGGCAUGAAAGACAGCAAGGUCAUUGCGGCUAUCAACAAAGACCCCGAGGCACCGAUAUUCCAAGUAGCGGACGUCGGCCUGGUUGGGGAUCUGUUCGAAGAAGUGCCCAAGCUAACAGAGAAGUUAAAGAACCCGUAGAUAUUGGUAUAUCGUAAAUUACAACCGCCCGCGAGGAUAUAUGCGU